Molecule: messenger RNA, 1399 nt
Organism: Haliotis rubra (blacklip abalone)
Lineage: Eukaryota; Metazoa; Mollusca; Gastropoda; Lepetellida; Haliotidae
Exons: 5
Coding region: 261-686 (141 amino acids)
Source: RefSeq, a predicted model, not a curated record
AUUAGCUGAAGUAACUAAUUGUCGACAAACGCUCUCACAAGCUCGUGACGUCGCGGCGUCAUGUCUAAACAGAUGGAUGAAUCGACAGAGGGAAGCUAGAGCAGGCCAUUGAAUGUGAUAUGAUAUUGAUUUUUUAAAUGUUUGAUGAUCAAGUCGCUGUGUCGAUUAUUAACUAACAUCCUCCGGUGACGUCCUCCAUAGUUAUCACAUGUACAACAUCAGAGGGUAGCCGACAUAGGAUAUUCUCCUCGCAACUCACCAUGGUUCAUUGGGCGCUGCGUUACCUGCCUAUAGGGAUGGUACUCGCUGUUGUUGUUGCAACAGUUGUUUACGUGGAGGUGAUCCGGAGCAAGGCUGACGGUGAUUCACCCCAUUUGGACCGGUCCAAGAGGAGGACGACUGCCCAUGGCAGCUCCAAUACCAACAAGAUACCGGUGACUGGUUACACAGGUGGCAUCAGCGGCGGAGGAGCUCAACUAUGGGCCACCCUCGGCGUCGUGUUUGCCUGCGUGGGUUUCAUCAUCUUCAUAGUGUGUUGUAUCAAGGCUUGCACACCUAGCGAUAACAUCUCGCCUUCUGUAUCAGACAAGAAAGAACCAGACAGUGAAGAAAGAUCGACAACCUUUGUUACUGCAGUCAGGCACAUCAUUGGUCCUGCAGACGGUCGAAAAGAAUACACUCAAUGAACAUUGCCUUUGGAUGCAUGAUUCUGUGUAAUGUAUGACAUGUUCACGAAAUGCUGUGUAUAGUUAUUUACUUGUUUCGCCAUUUUAUUCUCACCCAACGUCAGCAAAUAAAGGAAUGACGUGGUCCUCCUGUACAUAUUAUUGUUGCCAAUAACCUUUAAUUAUCUUAACGUUUGUAUGCUGUAUAUUGCUGUCUCAUUGAACCUUUUGGCAUAGAAUGCAUUUCAUAGUUAUGUAUAUAGUUGGGUGAUGAGUAGGGCUGAGACGGGUAACCCGGAUACACGGGACGGGUGGGUAAUGAGUUGGACCCGGGUACCCGUCUCCAUACCCGGACCCGUUAUGCUCAUGUGAUUAAUAGAUUAAACAAUGUAAUAUGUUAUUCUUUCAUGAUUAAAAGGUUGCAUUGUCUUGGAAGAUUUAGACAUAAUUUACAGUCACUUUUUUAAUAUAAUACAUGGUAAAGAUAUUAAAAAGCUUGAAAAUUUAGCCACCGAGCUGAAGAAUAUAUUGCCAUUUCUUGCAAAUAUGAUGUCAGGAAUUAACAUAACGGGUAUCUGGGUAGGGUAAUAGGGGUGGGGUACCCGGGUAGAUCAUUUGGACCCGUUCCAGCCCUAGUGAUGAGUCUUAUAUAGUACUGAUACUGUAACAAUACCACCGGUAGACUCGUUUCCUUAUCUUGCUAUUUGCCUGGAAACAAGGAUAUGCAGGGCCUU